Anopheles maculipalpis is the source of this 1362-nucleotide messenger RNA. RefSeq names its product ell-associated factor Eaf (gene Eaf). Gene Ontology annotation, biological process: regulation of transcription elongation by RNA polymerase II; positive regulation of DNA-templated transcription. The record is from RefSeq and is a predicted model, not a curated record. Gene Ontology annotation, molecular function: transcription elongation factor activity. The transcript is spliced from 7 exons. Gene Ontology annotation, cellular component: super elongation complex. The coding region runs from base 10 to 1356 and encodes 448 amino acids. Lineage: Eukaryota; Metazoa; Arthropoda; Insecta; Diptera; Culicidae.
ACGGCCACGAUGGACAAUCGACUCAACAUUGGUUCGGAAGUGCGUGAGCUGAAGCUCGGUUCGACCUUCACCAAUGCAGCAGCACCCUCGAACCAGUUCCACACGAUAAAAUACGAUUUCAAACCUGCCAGCGUCGACGUGAACAAACCGGCGGUGCUGGAAAUUAGUGCCAACAAGCAGGUCACCGUUACCGUACCACACCUGGAUGGUUCCGGUGUACCCAAUACCGUCUUCAAGGGUAAUCAGCGUGAUUAUUCGCGGAAGGACUGUGUGCUCAUAGUGAACCGGGCGACCGGUGAGAUAACGCUUGAACAGCUCAACAGCAGUAUCGUGGUGAAGAAGACGCGAAUCGAAAACAAGGCACCUAAUCCACCACCAUCACUGCCAACGAUAAAGGUCGAAAACAAUACCGCACGCCAGAGCUCCAAGACGAAGAUUACGACCGGCGUGCGGAAGAAUGCGCCGAUCAGCUUCAUGCCAAAGCAUUCGCCGCUGCAGGGUUCCCCGUCCUAUCCGCACCGGAGUCCCCAGUCGGCCCCGGCCUGGAACGCCAACAAUACUCAACAAACCUUGCCAAGUAUUCCGAUGAUUGGGCUGGACGAUGGGAUGGACUUUGGUACUGUGAUGCCACCUUCCUCCUCCUCCGCUAACACUUCCAACUCCUCCACCUCUUCCUCGUCGGGUGCUACCAUGAACAAUCAUCUGAACAACAACAUUGGCGGAGGCAGUGGUAGUAAUUCCAGCUCAAACCACACCAACAACCACCACCACCACCAGCACCAGCAGCAUAGCAGUAGUAGUAGUAGUACUAGCAGUAGUAGCAAUAGCAUGGCUGGUUCGAUCAACAGUGGCAGCACGAGCAACAACCAUAGCAACAACAGCAAUAGCUACCUUAAUCACGGUACGACGCAGAACAACAACAAUCACCAUGGUAGCGGCGCUAGUGGCAGCAAUCAGCAUCAUCACAGCAAUCACCUCAGCGUACCGUCCUCGUACGGUGGUGUUGGCGGUGGUAGGAACCAUCUGCACAAUGAAACCUCAAUGCCGCCCAGCGUUGAGGUUAGCUUGCCGCCCGAUCGCGAUCUGUUGCCACCGCCGUUAGCCGUGACGGGAAUCGGUGUUGGAGCGAGCAGCGAUCCGGAAAUGAUGACUUCCUCAGAGUCGGACGGUUCGGAUGAUUCCGAUUCAAGCAGCAGCGACCAAGAAUCGGACAGUUCGACCGAAGAUAACAACGAUUCACCAGUGAAGGAGUCCAUUUUCGAUCCACGGCCAGACCCGACGAUCUCGGUUACCUCCGCCGCAGUAGAUCUGAGCAAGGACCUCUGCCUAUCAUCCAACUCGGACUCGGACGAUUAAUCGUGG